Pipra filicauda (Wire-tailed manakin) is the source of this 3743-nucleotide messenger RNA. It is a transcript of the gene USH1C, whose product is annotated as USH1 protein network component harmonin. Gene Ontology annotation, molecular function: protein binding. Bases 1 to 2403 code for a protein of 800 amino acids. The transcript is spliced from 27 exons. Gene Ontology annotation, biological process: inner ear receptor cell stereocilium organization; inner ear auditory receptor cell differentiation; sensory perception of sound. Gene Ontology annotation, cellular component: stereocilium tip; photoreceptor inner segment; plasma membrane. Lineage: Eukaryota; Metazoa; Chordata; Aves; Passeriformes; Pipridae. The record is from RefSeq and is a predicted model, not a curated record.
AUGGAGCGCAGGGUUGCCCGAGAGUUCCGCCACAAGGUUAAUCUAUUAAUUGACAAUGAAGCGGAGAAGGAUUAUCUUUAUGAUGUGCUGCGGAUGUACCACCAAUCUAUGAAUCUUCCAGUGCUUGUGGGGGACCUAAAACUCGUGAUUAAUGAGCCAAGCAGAUUGCCUCUAUUUGAUGCUAUCCGCCCACUUAUCCCCUUAAAACACCAGGUGGAAUAUGAUCAGCUGACACCCAAACGAUCACGAAAGCUGAAAGAGGUGAGAUUGGAUCGUUUGAAUCCUGAAGGGCUUGGAAUAAGUGUGAGAGGUGGACUGGAAUUCGGCUGUGGCCUCUUCAUCUCCCAGUUAGUUAAAGGAGGACAGGCAGACAAUGCUGGACUUCAGGUUGGAGAUGAGAUAGUUCGUAUAAAUGGAUAUUCCAUUUCAUCAUGCACACAUGAAGAAGUCAUAAACCUCAUUCGUACAAAGAAAAUAGUGUCCAUAAAAGUAAGACAUGUUGGCAUGAUACCUGUCAAAAGUUCAGCAGAUGAACCCCUUAAAUGGCAAUAUGUAGAUCAGUUUGUGUCAGAAUCUGGGGAAGCAAAGGGCAGUGUUGCUGGACUUGCUUCUUCUGGAGGGAGAGACAGUAAGGAGAAGAAAGUCUUCAUUAGCUUGAUAGGUACAAAAGGCAUGGGAUGCAGUAUUUCCAGUGGUCCGACACAAAAACCAGGCAUUUUUAUCAGCAAUGUUAAGCCGGGUUCUCUUUCAGCAGAGGUGGGCUUAGAGGUUGGUGAUCAGAUUGUUGAGGUAAAUGGAGUGGACUUUUCUAACGUGGAUCAUAAAGAGGCUGUCAGAGUGCUCAAAAGUAGUCGUACUUUGACUAUCUCUGUGGUAGCAGGCGCUGGAAAGGAGCUGUUCAUGACUGAAGAAGAAAGACAAAGAGAAGCACGUCUCCGUGAGCAAGAACGCCAGGAGUUAAUGCAUCAGAAGCGGCUUGCGCUGGAGACUAACAAAAUCAUCAAAGAGCAGCAAGAGAAAGAGAGACUAAGAAAACUGGAGAUUUCCCAGAAGGCUGCAGAGGAAGAAGAGAGAUAUCGCAGAGAAAUAGAGCAGAUAACAGCAGAGGAGGAGAAAUUUAAAAAGGAGUGGGAAGAAGACUGGGGUCCUAAAGAACCACCCAAGUCUUUAAAAACUGUAACUGCAGAAGUGCAUUCUGUCCCACGUUCCAAACACAAAACUUUUGGGUGGUUUUAUCGGUAUGAAGGAAAAUUUCCCACCAUCCGUAAGAAAGGGAAAGAACGAAAGAAGUCAAAAAGUGAUAGCUUUUGUGAACAGAAGAAGAAUAAAAAGGAAAUGGAGUUUGAGCAAAAACUCGCCAAAGAGAAAGAAGGAAUGUUGGAGAAAGAAAAACAACUGAAAAUAAAUCGUCUUGUGCAAGAGGUAUCUGAGACAGAAAGAGAGGACCUGGAAGAAUCGGAAAAGGUGCAGCACUGGGUGGAAAGACUUUGUCAAACACGGUUAGAACAGAUUUCCUCUGUGGAGAAUGAGUCUCCUGAGCUGGCAAGUGGACGUCCUUCUGCUUCGCCUUCUGCCACAUCAAUGCGGCGUUUUGCCGGUGGCCUGCAGCUUCACACCACAGAUCUUGAUGAUAUAAACUUAGAUGAAGUUGACAAGCCUAAACAACGCGCACCACCACCUCCACCACCGCCACCCACAGUCACUCCAGCACCACCACCUCAUCCACUUCCUCCCUCAAACGUCCCACUUUCCAGAGGUCCAGCCCUGUCGGUAACACCAGCUUCCCAGGUUGUAAGAAACACCUCCCACGUCGGCAAAGUAUCUUCUGUGUCAAGCAAUCCACUGCAACUUGCUCCAAGUCCACCUACCCAACGUCACCCAGGGGUACCAAUAGUCUCUAAACCAGUUAUGCUGCAUCCUGACCCAAACUUUAUGGUCAGGCCAACAAUCAAAUCAGAGGCCCUGCCACAAGAGAUGUUUAAAAGGAUGGUGGUUUACAAUUCAUCAUUUAGAUCUAACAAAAAACAAGGCUUCCAGAAGUACGUGGAAGAUUUUGAUCCAUAUUCAAUGUUCACCCCAGAACAGAUUAUGGGAAAAGAUGUACGGCUAUUACGAAUUAAAAAGGAAGGAUCAUUAGACCUUGCAGUUGAGGGAGGAAUUGAUUCUCCAGUUGGAAAGAUAGUUGUGUCUGCCAUAUAUGAAGAUGGUGCUGCAGACAAACACGGAGGCAUAGUGAAAGGGGAUGAAAUACUAGCUGUAAAUGGCAAGAUAUUAAUUGACAGCAAGCUGGCAGAAGCACAGGCAACUCUAGCGAAAGCUUGGAACAUGGGUGGGGAUUGGAUUGACUUAGUCAUUGCAGCAUCACCUCCAAAGGAAUAUGAUGAUGAAAUAACAUUUUUUUAAAGAAGACUACAACUGGAAAAAUGGAAUCUUCCCUCUGCAGAAACCUGCUGCUCUGUAAAUUAAUAGGAAAUCAAUAGCCACAUUAAAUACAUCUUUAUUGACUGAUAUGUGAGCAAUCAGACCUGUAAAUUGAACUAGAGACUUCAGAUUCUUCAGAUUAGAAAGAUUUUAAAUUACUCAUAUAUAGACAUACAGCAAAAUUUUUUUUUUGUCAGAUGAUUGAGAAGAACUGCUGGUGAGCAUAGUUCAGUCUGUGAGCGUUCAAUCUAUUUUUGCUAUUUUGAGGGGACAAAUUUUGAAAAUUAUCUUUCAGUUUUCCUGGAAAUAGACACUAAAAUGACAAAUGAAGAUAGAACACAGAUGUCUGUUCCCACAUGCAACACUUUCGAAUACACCUUCACAGGCCAGUUUGGGUGCGAAAAGGAUUAUAUUUUUACUCCCUACAUAGUGAUUUUCCCUGGGAAAGUGGGAAUGUAUACAGUUAACUUAUGUUCUCACUCAUAUUCUUGUAGUUCUCUUAAUGUCCAUUUCUGUUGCUCAGUUGUGAGGUUUUUUGAAUAUAAAAACCCAAGAGUGCUAGCAUUAUGAAGAAUAAUUUUGGUGAUAUUUAUGCAGCAUAAAGAAUCUUCUCUACCAGCAAAGUAGAUAGCUAGCAAGUAGUCCAGAUAAAAUAAUUAUGUUUAGUCACAUUACUACUGAGUAUUUGUAUUGGUGUCAAAAAUUCCUCCCUCACAUAGUCAUGGGUGGAAAAUUUGGGUGUGAUUCACAGUCUGCAGUUGUGUACUUUGUUCUCAGUGAGGCUAUAUGUGUGACUAAACUAUGCAGGAAAUCACCAAGUGUAAUAUUCUGCUUUUGGUAAUUAUGUGUCUUAGGUUUGAGUAAAUUUCUCAAGACCAUAAAAUCUAUACUAACUUGGCUUUAAAUAAGUAUGAUUACAGUUGUAGACUUAGUAAUUUAUUUGUACGAACGAACUAUCUCCUUAAAAAUGUCAUUGUCUUCUUCCUUUCUUGUAUCUGCCGGUUUGUAUUCUGUUUUUUUGUAUUGUGUUUAGAUUUUUCUUACCUGUGCUAAAGAGAGACAGUUUGGGCAUAUCAAAUUCCCCCUCAAGUCUUACCUUUUCAAGAUUUGGAAACCCUCCUUUCUGUAACACAGAAAAAUAACAACUUUGUUCCUGAGAACUCUAUACUCAUACGCAGAUGAUUACUUAUGUUGACUUUCUUUAUUUGCAGUAUGGUUCCAGUAUGCCAAUUAAUGUGUGUGGCAGGGUACAUAUGUUAGAAUGUUUAAUAUUUUAACUCUUACAGCUAAUUCAGAAAUAAAAGUGCAUUUGCCAAAUGGAA